CGGGGUUUUCCGGGUCCUCGAACUUUCCCAGCUGAGAACCCUCGUGGUCUAAGUUAUGAAGGAAGAUCCCUAGUCGUUGUACUGGUAGACUACGGAUCUGUAGACUGAUGCACCCAGUUCUAUGUGUCUCCAAAUUUCUCCUGGAGAUAUUCUCUCAUGUGUAUUCCAGCCAACCAGGGCCUUGGAGCAUGGAACCCUCGGUGCGGACUCGGAUGUCCAUUGCAGCACGUGUGUCGCGGAAAUCCCUUGCAGCACUUGCCAGGACAUGCAAGGCCUUCCAUGAGCCCGCAACAUAUUAUCUUUGGGCUGAUUUAAACGGCAUAACACCAUUACUAGGGUGUGUACCGAGGCUGCGUCCAAUCCGAGUCAUAGGCGGCUGGCAGGGCUCCUGUCCUCAAGGUAUUGAACCAUUAUCCGAGCCCGAGACCCGUCAAUUUCUGCGUCAUGCUCCCGAUGUGCGCGUAUUGGGUUUACACAACAACACACAUUUUCCGCUCCUCGCAGUCCUCCAGCCCGAGGCUGCCGAGACAUGUCUGUUCCCAGGAUUGUGGUCGUUAUCCUGGAUGGUUUCAGAUACCAGAUACCUCCAGUGCCUCGUUUCCCCUGCGCUGCGCCGUUUGUCGAUAUCAAAGCUUUCUUCGGAUAUAGAAUCUAUCAUAGGCCGUUGUCCUGCCUUGGAGGACUUGGCUAUCAACAGGGCCUUUGGAAAAACAGCAGAUGAGCUUUCCCUAGUGUCUAACACUGUCCGUUCGUGCAAGCGGCUUGUAAAUCUGUCGUGUGCACCACUCGACUGGGCAGCAUGGAUGCACCUCUCCAACAUCCCUACCCUUCUCACAGUAACCAUCGAUGGACAAUUUCCUUCCCCGCUGACAUGGGAUCAUCUCAAAUUCUCCCCUUUCCUCAAGCUCACGGCUCUUUCUUUCUUCUCAGACGAUGUCACAGAUAUUACCCCAGUGAUACGACGCGCAGAAUUCCCUUCGCUACAAAAAUUCGCAAUGCAUAUCCCCGGUUUUACAACGGCAAAGGCCGAGCGGUUUUUUCACGCACUGUCACAGUGUAAAGCAUCCCAGACCCUCGAACACAUUAUAAUAGAUUCCUCCUACCUGGUGCUCAAGGAUGACGAGGAGUGGGGCACACCUUUGACAGCAAUCAGACAGUUUCUGUGUUUCACACAGCUGCAAACCCUGAAGCUCAGUGUUUGUCACACUAUUGACAUCGACAAUGACCUUCUUGUGGAAGCCAUGUCAAGUUGGCCGCACCUCCGCUCUCUGGAACUUGAUGGUUACAGCGGUCUUCCUCAGCCUGCUGUGACAUUCCGCGCAUUGUUCACAGCGCUUCGUUUCUGCCCCCACUUGCAUACCUUGCAAGUGAUGAUCGACGCUGUGAAUAUCGAUAUCGAUCCUACAACCGAGUCAUUUCGACACGCCUCCCUGAAAACAUUACGGGUGGGCAACUCUAGUUUAGGAGAUGCUGGAGUUGUCGCUCGCAUCAUUUUCACUAUGCUCCCGUCUGUUGACCGAGUUGGCGACCUCAGGAGGUCGUGGCACCAGGUCAACCUGCGUCUCGAAUCUUUUAGACCUUCUGCGGCUCGUGUCGCCACUGUCGCGGGAGCAGCGCCGAUUUGGCGCCAAAUGACCUGAGUUUGGGAUGGUACACUCACACUCAUGUACGGGGGAUUGUCCUGGGGCUGCUAUUAAAUGCUAACAAGGGAUGGGCAAGGUAGAUCAUACGCUGUCUUUUCAUUAUACCCUGUACUUCAUAACUGUAUAUUUUGGUUGGCCCGUGAUACAGCAUUUAUGCC
Suillus clintonianus is the source of this 1801-nucleotide messenger RNA. RefSeq lists its product as uncharacterized. The record is from RefSeq and is a predicted model, not a curated record. The transcript is spliced from 2 exons. Bases 108 to 1640 code for a protein of 510 amino acids. NCBI's taxonomy places the organism in Eukaryota, Fungi, Basidiomycota, Agaricomycetes, Boletales, Suillaceae.